Photinus pyralis (common eastern firefly) is the source of this 2178-nucleotide messenger RNA. RefSeq lists its product as uncharacterized. The record is from RefSeq and is a predicted model, not a curated record. Bases 142 to 2163 code for a protein of 673 amino acids. The transcript is spliced from 7 exons. Gene Ontology annotation, molecular function: ubiquitin-protein transferase activity. NCBI's taxonomy places the organism in Eukaryota, Metazoa, Arthropoda, Insecta, Coleoptera, Lampyridae.
UUGUAUGUGAAGCUUGAAAUUGAAACCUUGGAAGUGGAGAAGUUAGGUGUACGGUGUACGUGCAAUUUUAUUAUUAAUAGAGAUUAGAGACAGUAAAUAAUAUUUAUUUUCUGUAUGCUCGUGUAGUAAAUUACAGUCAUAAUGGAGAGAAAUAUCACAAGUAAUUCUGUUGGAAGCAUUCUGAGGGCAAUCAACACAGUAGCCUACAACCCCACGCCAGAAGAGCAAACUUCAUCAUCACUUCAAAAUUUAUUAGCUGUCACACGACAAUCAUUCAGACCUAAUCGUAGCCUUGAAACACCAAAACGUGGUAGAAAAAGUAGUAACACUUAUAAAAGGAGGAUAUUUUUAAUGAAGUUGGCUCACUGUGACUUCUUGCCAGCAAUCCAUGAGCAGAAGUUUUUAAAUAAGAGAGGUUUAGGACAAGCUGGGCCCAUCUCAAUAAAAAGAAGCUGGCCAUCAUCGCGUAUUAAAGAUGAGAUUGUCCAAGCAUUUCCUAACAGUAUUAGGGAUUUGCUAAGAAUGUCUGAUUUUACAUUAGCUAAGUGUGAUCGUCAGAAAAUGCUGAUUCAUUUGGAGCUGCCGGAGAGGUUUAAUGGUUUAGACCUUGAACUACAACUUGGGAAUGGAAUGCUGAUACUUAUUCCAAAUCACGACUUUCCCAAUAAUCUGCCCAUUCUUGAAAAGGAGAACCAGAGUCCUGUUAGUUUUAAUGACUCAGAAUAUGAUUCAGAUUUUGAAUUACCUUCUUCUAAAAGACCGAGCAGAGAAAGACGGUCUCUGAUGCCUGAUACUGCAGUUUCGAAUUUAGAAUUAUCUCCUUCUACAAGACCGAGCAGAGAAAGACGGUCUCACAUACCUGCCACUGCAGUUUCGAAUUUAGAAUUAUCUCCUUCUAUAAGACCUAGCAGAGAAAGACAGUUUUUGAUGUCUGCUACUACAGUGUCGGAUAUUAGUAAUUUUUCUGGAGGUAUCACUCUACCGGAAGCUUCGAUCCUUCCAGUAGCUGGUUCAUCAUCUUCCUCCACAUCACUUUUACAAGACGUUUUAGAAACAACACAUACAGAAGAGUGGACAUAUGAUAUUUUUACACAAAGUGAAGUUGUUUUUCCCACCUUGCAAGAGGAUGCAGAUACACAACUAGUUGAUGUAAAACGGCAAGAUGUCAUUGACGUUAUGUUCAGUAUAUACCAAAAUGAAGGAAUAGGUUGUAAGAAACUCUCCGUUCAAUUCGUGGAUGAAAAAGGCGUAGAUGGUGGCGGCCUAACUGUCGAAUUAUUUACCAUCUUUUGGAAUGAAAUUUUUGCAUCUCAUACUUAUUUCAAAGGAAAUGAUGUCUUAGUACCAUACAUCCCCCUCCAUAAACUGAGAAAGUUGAAAGGAGACUUUAAGAUAUUGGGCCGCAUUCUAGGACACAUGAUGUUAUUAACAGGCACCUUUCCUAAUAAGCUGGCUAUAUAUACUUUUACUGGUCUAUCACUUAAAACUGAGGAUUACAGCCAACAUAAAAAUAUUCUUUUGCAAGACUUCUUGCUACUACUCACUAUUGCAGAAAGAAAGUUGGUAAAAAAGGCAUUACAUAGUUUUACAGAAUUGUCUGAAGCCGAAAUUGGGAGACUCACCAGCCUGUUUUCUACUAAUAAUAUGCUUGACAUUCCUAGAGAAUGUGAUAUUGAAGAGCAGAUUAUUACUAUCGCUGAAAAAGUAAUUAUUAAAGACACAGCAGAAUUAUAUGCUGAAAUGCGAGUAGGCCUGCAACCCAGGAUAUUAGAAUUUUUAAAUAAUGUCCCAUUAGACGACAUUAUUCAAAUUUGGUCGUCCAAACAACCAACCGCAGAAAAAGUUAUGAAUGUUUUGAAGCUUACAGUUGAACAUCCUAACAACAUUGAAGAACAAACUUUUUUUUACUUCCAAAACUAUGUGGGAUCGCUACCAAUGCACCGAUUAUCCAAAUUUUUAUUAUUUGCCACUGCUUCAAUCCACAUGCCUGAGGACAUUUCUGUGUCAUUCCAUAAUUAUAUUGGAGUUGCAAGGAGACCAAUUGUGCACACCUGCAGUAGGAGCAUUGAACUGGGUCUUGGAUACGAGUCUCAGCAAAAUUUUGACUCGGAAAUGAAUUUGUAUUUGGAUGACGUUACUUCAUACGAAUAUGACCAAAUGUAAAUAGUAGUUAAUGUU